CCUGGUAGAAAGAAAGAGUCACCUGUUCAUUGGAUUUGCUCCCAGAAAAUGUGGGUUCUCAUAACCUGACACAUUCGGUUAAAUGCAUUCAUGCACCACAGUCAAGCGAUUACUAGCAUUUAGGGAACCAAAGCGCCAGCUGCCGUAGGGAAGUCAAACAAUUUUGCUGGCUAUAUGUAUAUAAGUGCUCAGUGUGUUCUGGCCUUUCACUGGACUAACUACUUAAGCUUAACUUGUUGGAAUAGAGAGUAUCGAAGGAAGGCGAUCAUAACUUCUUCUUUUUUGGUACACCGGAGAAAGAAGGCGAUCAUAACUACUGUUGAGAAACUAGUAUUCAAAGGUAUGUAUUGUAUAGUUGAUUUGAAAUUCGUACUCUCCGUCAGGAAACGGAAUUACAAGAGAACUUUUGUCCUUGAGUUUUCUAAUUAAGUGCAUCAGAGUUUUCAUAUACGUGCAAAUGUUUGUAUGCAACUAUGUGUUAAAACCAGAGGAGUCUACUCCAGUAUUUGGCUCUUCUAGUCUUCUAAAAUCCUAGGCCCUAUCUCUCUCCUAUUCAAUAUGUAUCCAAUAUUUUGUAGCGUCGUUCGGUUCCUUUCACUAUAGCUGUUUCUGGUUUUGCAAGGCCAUGGAGGCAACAACACAAAAGAGGCCAAGGAUAUCGAAGAAGGCUCAGAAAAACCUGGAAGAGAAACGCGAUCCUCUGACAAGUUUACCGGAACCUUUGCUUCACCACAUUCUGUCAUACUUAACGAUGAAGGAUGUGAUCAGGACAAGUGUUCUUGCAAAGAGGUGGAGAUACAUGUGGUUGUAUGUCCCUUGCUUAGAGUUUUCCCCAAUGAAAAUGUCGAGAUCUAAAGAAGUAGCUUUCAUCAAUCAGUCCUUGCUUCUUCACAAAGGUCCAGCAAUUCAAAAGUUUAGCCUCACUUUCCUGCAUGCUGAUGCAGAAACUCACCAUGUUGAUUCAUGGAUUUACUUUGCUAAAACCCGCAACGUCGACGAACUCAAUCUUGAUUUUCCACCUCCAUCCGCAUGUUACAGGUUGCCACACUUUCUAUUCAGCUCAACAUCGUUGACGGUUUUGUCACUUGUAGGAUGUGAGAUACACUUUCCGGUUAAGUUUAAACUCAGUUCCCUUAAAACGCUCUCACUUGAGCAGGUCUAUUUUUCUGGUGGGGAGAUUAAUGAUUUGACGGCUUCUACUCCAAUUCUUGAAUCCUUAUCACUGACAGAUUGUCAAGGAUUUGCUGACCUUUAUGUCUAUGUGCCUAGUUGGAGUAAGAUCAAGACCAUAAAGAUACAUGAAAGUGACCAAGGCUCUUCAAAUUCUGUGCUGUCAAUUUUUGCUGAUUAUAUUGCUUCGUUUGAACUUGUUACAAGCAUGUCUAGGGGGUCCUAUUUCAUCGAUGGAAUGAAAUCUCUUGAAAGUGCAAGCUUUGGUUGUAACAAAGUGAACUGGGGGCAAUACGAAGCGCAUAAGGAAGAUACUGUUUUCGAGAUUCUUGAUAGUGUCUGUCAUGCUAAAUAUCUUAGGUUGUGUAGCUGCUACAUUCAGGCUCUGUGCUGUAACGAGGAGCAAAGUCAAAAUGGCCUGUCGUUCGAUGCUACAUGCUUAGAGAUAAGGACUGAUCUAACAAAAGGAGACCUACCAGGAAUUAGCUACAUGCUAGGGCAUUCACCAAAUAUUAAGACUCUGAUCAUCAAUAUCGAUAAGAUCCAUGCAAAAAGCUUUAGUAACAAUUCGGAAGAAGGAAAAUAUUGGAAACUCCAGGAGCCAAAUUUUGUUGAUCUUUUGUGCAACCUAAAGGAUGUCAAAAUCUACAACUUCAUGAAGAAUCUUGAAAGCAAGCAGAUGAGUACCACUGAGGACUUCCUUGCACAUCUACAAAACGAUAUGAAUUUUCUGAGGUUCCUGCUCGAGAACUCUAAGGUGAUGGAGAGAAUGACCAUCACAACCUUCAAGAAUGUUAAAUUCGGGCGCCACUCGGAGAGUAAGAAAUUCAAGCUACUUUUCCAGCUUACUCAGGAGUUGCUAGCAUUCCCCAGAGCUUCUCAAGCCGCUCAAAUAUCAUUCAACUGAAACUGUAGGGACUAGUUUGCAGUUGGCCAA
Rhododendron vialii is the source of this 2107-nucleotide messenger RNA. RefSeq names its product putative F-box protein At1g49610. NCBI's taxonomy places the organism in Eukaryota, Viridiplantae, Streptophyta, Magnoliopsida, Ericales, Ericaceae. The record is from RefSeq and is a predicted model, not a curated record. Gene Ontology annotation, molecular function: protein binding. Bases 626 to 2077 code for a protein of 483 amino acids. The transcript is spliced from 3 exons.